This is a messenger RNA of Scedosporium apiospermum, 927 nucleotides long. Its product is annotated as Ubiquinol-cytochrome c chaperone. Gene Ontology annotation, biological process: mitochondrial respiratory chain complex III assembly. Gene Ontology annotation, cellular component: mitochondrion. The transcript is spliced from 2 exons. NCBI's taxonomy places the organism in Eukaryota, Fungi, Ascomycota, Sordariomycetes, Microascales, Microascaceae. Bases 1 to 927 code for a protein of 308 amino acids. The record is from RefSeq and is a predicted model, not a curated record.
AUGGCCUGUUCACGGUGCGGCGUCCACGCGAGGACGCUCCUCCAACGGGCGGCCCAGCAACAAACCCAAUUCCUUCCCGCCAAUUCGCGACUCGCUCGAUUACCUACCGUCACUUCCGUGCCUCAGAGAAUCGCAACGCAGACCCGGAGAGAGAGCACGCAGGCGGGUCCUGCGAAGACGAAGACUAGCGCGAAUAAACUCGACGAUAGCAUCCCCACGAGGAAGAUUGAUGGUACCGGUCUCGUCGGCUCGUACGCGAUCUAUGGAGGGACGCACCAGGUUUACAAAAAGGUUGCUCAGCCUGCGGCCUACAGCAUCUCGGAGGUAGACCGACACAAUGGCACGUUAGAAACGCUGGAGGAUGGCGAGGAGGUGGGCAAGUCAGAGGGCACAUGGCACAAGCUCCUCGGCCUACCGCCCACCUUUAGCACAUGGUCCCAGGUCACCAUGCUCCGGAUGUAUGUCCUCGUCGCCCGCGCCCGUUGCCUCGAACCCGAAGCCUACCAAUCCUGGUACCACCAGCUGCUCAACCACUUCUUCUUCGAUUGCGAGCGCAUGAUGGACAUCAACCACGGUCUCACCGCCAAGAGCCAGCGCCAGCGCUUCCUCAAGGACCUCUUCGUGCAGUGGCGCGGCCUCCUUGCCUCGUACGAUGAGGGCAUCGCCAGGGGUGAUGCCGUAUUGGCGUCGGCGGUGUGGAGGAAUCUGUACAAGGCGAAGGAGGAUGUGGAUUAUAGGAAUGUGGCGGCUGUGGUGAGUUGGAUGAGAGCGACGCUGUGGGAUCUAGAGAGGAUGAAGGAUGAGGAUUUGGUCAUUGGGAAGGACUUGUUUAGGAAGUCGCUAGAGUCGCAGUUCCAUAUUGUGGAUACGCAGAUUAGUGCGGUGAAGGACCAGGUUGUAAAGCCCGGGGAUAACAAGUCGAAAUGA